AUGUUCUCGCUCGUCAGAUCCGUCGCCAGAUUCUCAUCCCGCGCCGCCAUCCGCCGCCCUCCCUCGUUCCGUCUCCAGUCCUUCAGCGUCCACGCCUCCAAGAUGUCUGACCAGUCCAUCGUCUUCACCAAGAACGCCCCGGCCCCUGUUGGACCUUACUCUCAGGCCAUCAAGACCCCCACCGCCAUCUACUGCUCCGGCCAGAUCCCUCUCACCCCUGCCGGCGACCUCCUUGAGGGCUCCAUCACCGACAAGACCAAGCAGUGCAUCACCAACCUCAAGGCCGUCCUCGUCGAGGCCGGCUCCUCCAUCGAGAAGGUCGUCAAGGUCAACAUCUUCCUCGCCGACAUGGGCAGCUUUGCCGAGAUGAACGGCGAGUACGAGAAGUGGUUCACCCACAAGCCUGCCCGCAGCUGCGUCGCCGUCAAGACCCUCCCCAAGAACGUCGACGUUGAGAUCGAGGCCAUUGCCCUCCCCUAA
This is a messenger RNA of Colletotrichum navitas, 480 nucleotides long. Its product is annotated as endoribonuclease L-PSP. The coding region runs from base 1 to 480 and encodes 159 amino acids. Lineage: Eukaryota; Fungi; Ascomycota; Sordariomycetes; Glomerellales; Glomerellaceae. Gene Ontology annotation, cellular component: mitochondrion; cytosol. Gene Ontology annotation, molecular function: deaminase activity. The record is from RefSeq and is a predicted model, not a curated record. The transcript is spliced from 4 exons.